GGAGGGCGGCCUGUGAUUGUGAGUUGGUGUUUGGUCGUCCGCGCGCGGCGUCUUUGAGGGCGCUCGCUCACAGAGCAGCUCCGGGGGAAGACGUCAAACUCCGUCUGUUGAUGUCACGGUCUCCUGACUGAACUCCGAUCUUGUUCACCCAUCCGCGCUGUCGUCAAGACCACCACAUUCAGAUUCAACUCAACACAGGCAUGGUGUGGUUGGUGCUGUCACUGGCCCGAGCCCUUAAGCGGCCCGACCUCCAUGCGAGAUGGUGCUCCUCACCGGCUGCGUCCCCUGACCUCGCCUUCGUGCCGGCGUGCGCCCCCGCGGGCACGCAGCAAUGCGGGCAGCUGCAGGACUUCCUCGCCAAGUCCCGGCGCCUUUUCGUGCUGGCGGGCGCCGGGCUGUCGACCGAGUCGGGCAUCCCCGACUACCGCUCGGAGGGCGUGGGGCUCUACGCGCGCACGUCGCGUCGACCCAUGCAGCACGCCGAGUUUGUGCGCAGCGCCGCCGCCCGCCGCCGUUACUGGGCGCGCAACUUCACCGGCUGGCCGCGGUUCAGCAGCCGGCGCCCCAACGCGGCGCACCUCGCCCUCGGUCGCUGGGAGCAGCAGGGCCGGCUGCACUGGCUCGUCACGCAGAACGUGGACGCGCUGCACGCCAAGGCCGGCAGCCGGCGAAUCACGGAGCUCCACGGGUGCUCCCAUCGCGUGGUUUGCUUGGAGUGCAAGGAGGUUACGCAACGAAUGGAACUGCAGCAUCGGAUGGUCGACAUGAACCCGGGCUGGCAGCAGCAGCAUGAGCAGGCCAUCGCUCCCGACGGAGACGUCUUGCUGUCCGACAGCCAGGUGGAGAGUUUCCGUGUGCCCCCGUGCUGCUCCUGUGGUGGGCCCCUCAAGCCCGAGGUCACCUUCUUCGGGGACAACGUAGAUCGGAGGACGGUGGACGACGUCUACCAGAGGCUGUGGGAGUCGGACACCGUGCUGGUGGCCGGCUCCUCCCUGCAGGUUUACUCCGGAUACAGGUUCAUCCGCGCCGCCUAUGAAGAGAAGAUUCCCAUCGCCAUCUUGAACAUUGGGCCGACGCGCGCCGAUGCCCUGGCGCAGCUGAAGGUGAGCUCGCGCUGCGGGGACGUCCUGCCGCUCAUGCUGCCGGGCUCCCACUGAGCCACCUGGGCCGGAGCCGAGCUGUACACGGGUAUAAACUUAAGAGGCAUUUGGUCAAGAGGUCAGCAUGGGCAAUGAUUCUGGUGUCACCACGGCCCCGCCAUCGCGUUCUCUCGCGAGAUCCUGCACGAGCGCGCAGUCCAUGCCCAGCCACGUUCGGUGUCCCAGCGUCAACUUUGCUGCUUGUUGUUGAUGCAGCUGCGGUGGUGAGAUGUUAAUUCCCUCGCCUGGUAUGCAGGAGGUCGUGGGUUCGAUCCCGACCCUGGCGCCUGUGUAUUUGGAGGUAAUACAUUUGUAGUUACGCUUAAUUUAUUCUUUAUUUAUAGCAGUCAUUGUUAUUAAACAUUUACCAUCCCCCCUAUGUUCACUCGUACCAGGAAUGUAACCCUGUUUUUGGAGCAAAAAGUUUUCUGCACUCGCGAGCGUUUUUCAAGAACGUAAACCCUCGCGGAUAUAGAGAGGGUUCGCCGUAUGCGGUUUGCACAUUGUGGUAACGCGUCAUGGUUUGUGUAUGGUGUGGCUUUUUGAGUUUCGAUGGCGUUCUUUUGCAAGUAAUAUCUGGUGAUCCGCCAAAAUUGGUUUCAUAAGCGUGACUGCCGAUGAGACCCAGAAGGUUGAAACCAGAAAUUGCUUGCCAAAACAAAUGUCACUACAAAAUAUCGGUGUGCAAACCCAAUAGACUAAUGGACUGUAACUUAUAUUUAUUUAUCUGUGGAGAGACGGUAUGACAGUUUUGCUAAUAUAUGUUUUUACCCAGAUGACAAUAUGAUCACUGAGAUAGACGGCCUGAUUCAUAUAAGGUAUGCCGCCUGAUGAUGCUGUUUGUAAUUACUGGCGAAACGUCGUCCUCGAAUUUUAAAUGUUGUCGGUUUACUCUUCAACACAACGACGAAGUGGCACAUUCUGUUUACUUGACAAACCUUACUAAUUGGCCGUGUCGGGGGGGGGGGGGGGUGGCGGAUUUAACGACACUUUUUAUUUAGGUGAUCUAACCCAAAAACCUCUAUUGUGGAUAAUACUGGUCGUGAAAACCAAUGUGUUAAACAGGGUGGAAAAUGGUUUUCUGCCGAGUUUUUGCAGGAAAAGGUGUGAAUUUGCAGAUAUCUGCAGACCUUUUAAAACGCCUUGAAUAACAUUUUAACUUGUUUUAUACCUACACAUGACUUGUGUUUUUAUAGUGGUAAAACAAGUCCUGAUGUUUGGAGCAGUGUGGAAUUCAAUAAGUACUUCGCCUUCUUAGGCGGGCUUCUGUACACACAUAUUCUGUACACGCUAAUGGGUAUGUUAACAUUGUUAUAUUUAAAACAGGAAAAUACACUUUGUCGUAUUAAGACAUGUUUUGUUAAAUGAAAGCGACGCUUGUGAAAUUGUAUUGACGGUACGAGCAAUGAGGGGAAUGGUUUAUAACGGUGUGUACCGAGCGGGGUUGUUAUGAUCGUGUUUUGCAUUACUUUGAUGCAUUUGUCAAGAGCAGUGUGACCUUGAAAUAAAAAAUAUAUA
Lethenteron reissneri (Far Eastern brook lamprey) is the source of this 2657-nucleotide messenger RNA. RefSeq names its product sirtuin 4 (gene SIRT4). NCBI's taxonomy places the organism in Eukaryota, Metazoa, Chordata, Hyperoartia, Petromyzontiformes, Petromyzontidae. Gene Ontology annotation, molecular function: histone deacetylase activity, NAD-dependent; NAD+ binding. Gene Ontology annotation, cellular component: mitochondrial matrix. The record is from RefSeq and is a predicted model, not a curated record.